Funneliformis mosseae is the source of this 1326-nucleotide messenger RNA. The record is from the annotation of a GenBank genome assembly. Lineage: Eukaryota; Fungi; Glomeromycota; Glomeromycetes; Glomerales; Glomeraceae.
AUGAAAAAAGACUUAAAAAAAGGCAAAGUUGUUGAAAUAAAGUCAGCCACCGUUAAAAGAAAGUCCAAAAGAGGCCGUUCUACGGACGAUAACGAAGUCGCUGAACUUAAAAAAGAAGCAAAAUUAGAAUCUACACGAGUUUUUUCAAUCUUUACGCCAAGAACUAGUGUACAAUGGCAUGAAUUUGAUUCUGUUUUGAUUGGACAACAUACACCAGAGGUUGAAAAAACAGGACGUUCGAAGAUAGCUGCUUUUGAUUUGGAUGACACUUUAAUAACCAUAAAUGGAUCCCAUAAGUAUCCAAAAGAUGAAAACGAUUGGAAAUGGUGGAGUAAAAUUGUUCCCAAGAAAAUUAAACAAAUAUAUGAAGAAGGUUAUAAGGUUGUUAUAAUAUCUAACCAAGGUAGUUUCGAAAGUUCAAAAAAGACUAGCGAAAAAAAAAGAAAAGAUUUCAUGAAUAAAAUUAAUCAUAUGGCCAACAACUUAAAUAUACCUUUCGAGGUUUAUGCUGCAACUGCGAGAGAUAAAUAUCGAAAACCGAUGAUUGGAAUAUGGAAUUACAUUAUAGAACACGGGAACGAUGGAGUUGACAUUGACAUUGAAAGAUGCUUUUAUGUCGGUGAUGCGGCUGGUCGCGAAGAGAACUGGAAACAUAAUACACAAGGUGACUGGAAUGAUACCGAUAGAAAAUUUGCUGAAAACAUUGGAAUAAAAUUCUACACACCAGAAGAAUUUUUUGAUGAUGCUAAACCGGCACCUUAUUCCUACGGUGAUUUCAAUCCAAAGAAUCAUCCGCGAGAUGUUGAAUUAUUCAUUCCUGAUUCACCGCCACUUGUUCCACCAGACGGACACUGUGAGGUAGUUAUAUUUGUUGGAUAUCCUGCGAGCGGAAAAACUUCAUUUGCAAAGAAAUGGUUGGUAAAUAAUGGAUACGUGCAUGUGAAUCAGGAUUCUUUAAAGACAAAAGCAAAGUGUACGAAAACUUGCGAAGAUGCUCUAAAGGAAAACAAGCCAGUUGUUAUAGACAAUACCAAUGCCGAUGUCGAAAGCAGGAAAGCAUAUAUCAAUCUUGCAAAAAAAUAUAAAGUUCCAUCUCGAUGCUUUUGGUUCCAGGCAUCAGAAGCAUUAGCUAAACACAAUAAUAUGUAUAGAGCUUUUGGUGUGGUUAAUGGACCUCGCCCGUUACCUGAAAUUGCAUUUGUGGCAUUUAAAUCAAGAUUUAUUGAACCAAAGGCCGAAGAAGGAUUCGAAGAAAUUAAAAAAAUCAAUUUUAAUUUCGAAGGGAAUGAAGAUAAGAGAAGAACAUGGGAAAUGUGGUAUCUAUAA